Messenger RNA from Talpa occidentalis (Iberian mole), 7033 nucleotides. It is a transcript of the gene FAABTP, whose product is annotated as transmembrane protein 19. The record is from RefSeq and is a predicted model, not a curated record. The coding region runs from base 280 to 1293 and encodes 337 amino acids. NCBI's taxonomy places the organism in Eukaryota, Metazoa, Chordata, Mammalia, Eulipotyphla, Talpidae. The transcript is spliced from 6 exons. Gene Ontology annotation, cellular component: membrane.
CGGCUUCCGGGUGCAGUGGCCGCGGCCUAGGGGCGGGCGCUCGAGGGGUGCGCUCUGCUGUUUCGGGGGGGUGUUGCCCUCGCCCUCCAGACCGUGAGCCCCGCCAACCCCCCUUUUCCAGAAAUAGUUUGGAUUUCUGUCAUUUUUUUUUUUUCGAGUCACUGGAGGAUGGCAUUUAUGUGCGCCCAUCAACGAGUGUUUUAUCGGGCCUUUAAAUGACUUGAUUUUUCUGAGAAACGUUAUAGAUUUCAACACUAGGUGCUCAUAGCCUUAAUAUCCAUGUCAGAUCUUGAAGACAGUAUAUGCAAAAAAUAUAUAAAGAUGAUUAGUAACAUAGUUAUAUUGAGCCUGGUCAUUUGCAUUUCUUUAGGUUUCUGGAUUAUGUCUAUGACUGCAAGCACCUAUUAUGGUAUUUUACGCCCUAUCUCUCCUUGGCGUUGGCUGUUCUCUGUUGUUGUUCCUGUUUUGAUCGUCUGUAAAGGGUUUAUGAAGAAAAGUCUAGAUCACAGUGGAGCUUUAGGAGGGCUAGUGGUUGGAUUUAUCUUAACCAUUGCAAAUUUCAGCUUUUUUACCUCUUUGCUGACGUUUUUCGUUACUUCCUCAAAACUUACUAAAUGGAAAGGAGAAACAAAGAAACGUCUAGAUUCAGAAUAUAAGGAAGGUGGGCAAAGGAACUGGGUUCAGGUAUUCUGUAAUGGAGCUGUGCCCACAGAGCUCGCCCUGCUGUACAUGAUAGAAAAUGGCCCUGGGGAAAUACCAAUAGAUUUUUCCAAGCAGCACACUGCUUCCUGGAUGUGUUUGUCUCUGUUGGCUGCACUGGCAUGCUCUGCAGGAGACACAUGGGCUUCUGAAAUUGGUACCGUUCUAAGUAAAAGCCCACCAAGGCUGAUAACAACCUGGAAGAAAGUUCCAGUUGGAACCAAUGGAGGGGUUACGAUGGUGGGCCUUGCCUCCAGUCUCCUCGGUGGUACCUGUGUAGGCAUCGCGUACUUCCUCACACAAUUGGUUUUUGUUAAUGAUUUAGACAUUUCUGCUCCCCAGUGGCCAGUUAUUGCAUUUGGGGGUUUAGCUGGAUUACUUGGAUCAAUUGUAGACUCAUAUUUAGGAGCUACAAUGCAAUUUAGUGGUUUGGAUAAAAGCACAGGCAAGGUGGUCAACAGCCCAAUCAGUGAGGUGAAGCACAUAGCAGGGAAACCCAUUCUUGAUAACAAUGCAGUGAAUCUGUUUUCUUCUAUUCUUAUUGCCCUCUUACUUCCAACAGCUGCUUGGAAAUGUGAGCUCUUCUCAUUGUGAUGGAAUUCCACAUUUUUCCUCCCAUCAACUCCCUUGCAAAAGCUGACAUCUUUCUAGUGAAAGCUAAGGGUAUUUAGAAACUUACCCAUGUUCUUCCCCUGCUGGUUGAGCUUCUUGAACAGUGAAGCUUUAUGUCCUUUAUAUUGAUAUACAUUGAACCAAAAGUUCCUAUUUGGUAUAUAUAAGUUAUUUUGUUUGUAAAUCAGUGUAGGGAUUAAAAGUGGUAAAGAUGUUUUAAUGAUUCUCACUUGGGCAGAGAAAUGCUGCUAUACCUGUUACCCAAAUGCUGUAUCUAUUUUUAAGUGGUUUAAACAGAUGUGUGCGGGACCCUGAAUAAGAACACUAUCCUAACCUUCUCCCAUGACAUGCCAUUUACGAUUGUGGAAAGUGGAGUUUGGUUCCUAAAUGAGCUGUGAGGACUACUCCACAUUUGUUCUUCCUCAGGGUUAGUGAAGAAAAAGAAAACAUCUUUUUUCAUAAGACCAUUAGAAAGCACAAAAAAAUAUUUUUAAGUAAAAAAGAAAGAAAUUUAUUGUGUAUCUAAAAAUGUGCACCUUUUAUGUAUUUCAGUUGUGCUUUGAGCAGAAACAAGCUGAUGUUUAAUAUUUUAAAUGUAUUUUCAAGCUUUUUUUUAAAAUCUUGGUUUAUAUAUUGGCCUUGUGAGCAGCUAAAGAGUCACUGGAAAAUUAUUGUAAUAUUUUAAUUUGUUGUCCUAGAAUUUACUGGAAGAAUCUAUGCUUUCUUAUUAUUAUGUACCUUUUAAGUUGUACUCUCCUUUACAUUGGAGCCUGAACUAAAGUGAAUUCUAUUUUUCAAUUUGUUCUUGAUUUACUGUAUGUAAAGAAGUUUGAUAUGUUCCUUUUUUUUUUUUGCUAAAAAGAUUAUUUUCCUAAACAUAUUUUGAAACAUUUCUUAUGUGAUUUUCUUGCAUUUCUUCUCCUUUAUCCCUUUUGAAUUCUUGAGAAAUUGGGGAGAGAUUCCCUUUAUCAGCUAGGCUGUCAUUAGUGUGAAUGAAGCUGAGAUUUUUUUUUUAAAGAUCGAUUCAUUUAUGCAUACAAGAACAGGGGUACAGGCCAGAGGUGUGGGGGAUGAGAGGAUUCACCAGAGACAAAUGGGGAAUAGAACAGGCAGAACAACUGAAAUACACUGCUGAGGGGAGCAGUGCAUGAGACACAGGAGAGGUCUGCUGCACCAUGUGGGUAGCUCCCUGUCCGGGGAUCGAACUUGUUAAAGCUUAGAUUUUUUUAUAACUACAGUGAUGACUUGUUUAGGAAGGAAAAACAAAAAACAGUUUAUACCCUUAAUUCUUAAGCCAAGCAACUCUGGGUCUCAACCAUUAAUUUCCAACUUUGAUAUGUAUUAGAAUCACCUGAGUAUCUUUUAAAAGAAAAAAUUAAACUAGGGGCCUCCCUGGUGGCUCAACAGGUUAAGUCUCAGCACUAUAAAACUAUCUGCAGCCACUGCAGCAUGAGUUCAAUUCCCAGGCAUGGAGCAGACUCACAUGGCACAGCAGACAUCCCCUGUCUCGCCCACUGCUCCCCACAGCAGUGUAUUUUAGUCUGCCAGUUCUGCUCCCCACUCUGUCUCUGGUGAAUCUGUCACCUCCAAAACAUUUGGCCUAUACUCCAGCUCUUGUUUGCAUAAAUAAAAUAAAUCUUUUAAAAGUAUAUUAAAUUUGUCUCUGUGUUUCGCCCAUAAAGAUUCUGAUUUUCUUGGUCUGGUGUAAAAGAUUUAUUUAUACAAGCACUGGGUACAGUCAGAAACAUGGGAGGGUGAGAGAAUUCACCAGAGACAGAGCCAGGAACAGAACAGGCAGACUGAUGAAGUACACUGCUGAGGGGAGCAGUGGGUGUGGCAGGAGAGGUCUGCUCGCCAUGUGGGACCCUCGCUGGUGGCCUGGGAACCAACCAGGGAACCAACCGGCACUGCAGAGGCUGCGGGCAGCUUGGCAGCCCAGCGCUCAACCGCUGCGCCACCAGGGGAGGCCCUGGGAUUGGCUUUUUUUUUAAAGUUCUAACUUCACUUAUCGGAGCUUUUGAAAACUUGCAAAAGCUUCUCUCUAGACCAUGUAAAUCAGAAUGCCUGCGUGUGAGGCUCACAAGUCAUUCCUACAACUUUUUGUGCAGCUGUUUCUUCCUGCAGCUGUUCUAAUAUGUCUUUUCUCUUUUCCUGAAGAUUUCAGUCUCAUGACUUAUAAUGGGACAGAAAUAUUUAUUGGAACCAUCUUUGGGUUUGAUAAAAUUGCCAACAUUAAAAGAGUUUGGGAAAAUAGUGGUUCACAAUUUUUUUUUUAAGAUUUAUUUAAUUUAUUUAGUAGAAGAACUGGGGUAUAGGCCAGAAGUUCAGGGAAUGGGGGUGAGGGGAUUACCAGAGGCAGUAGGGAGCAGAAUAGUCUGAUUCACUGAAAUACACUGCUAGAACAGUGGGUGAGACUGGAGGUCUGCUGUACCAUGUAGGUUAGCUCCCUGGCUGAGGAUCAAACAAACUUAGGUAGUAGUGGUGAUAGCACUAAGACUUAACCCCUAAGCCAGCAAGGAGGCCUGGUUCACAAUUUUUUAUUUGAAUACCUUGAGCUAGUUAUGUUUUGGAAUCAAUUUUUUUCAGAUUUUAGAAAAGUAAUACAGUACCUAUAAAAUAUUUAAAAAUCUAAAGGGUCUAGGGUGGCACCCACUAUUAACCCUUUGCACUCCACUGUCCCCUCUCAGGGGACAUCAGAAUUCUAGCAUAUCACUCGGAUGUCCCCUCUCAGGGGACAUUGCAAUUUAUUAGUGAUUACGGGGAAUUGAGGUUAUUUCAACGCAACUUUUUGAGACGUGCAUGUUUCCCUGAAGUUUUAUCUUGAAAUGGCACAAGAAAUUAAAUCAAAAUAUCGUAAAAUGGUUUGGAAUACAAAGGGUUAAACUAAUCUUUCUAUGGUAAACAUAUGAGUAGCAUCUCAGAUAAGUCACCUUUUGUCAUUAAACUUAGGAAGAAGGAGGCCUCCUUGGUGGCACAGCAGUUUGAGGGCUGCGCUGUGAAGCUGUCCGCAACCUCUGCAGCGUGAGUUCGAUUCCCGGCCGGCCAGGGAGAAACCCGCACGGCGCGGCAGACCUCUCCUGCCUCGCCCGCUGCUCCCCUCAGCAGUGUCUUUUAUCCGUCUGCCUGUUCUGCAACCCAUUCUGUCUCUGGUGAAUUCUUUCACCCUCCCACACCUCUGACCACCCCGGUUCUUGUAUAAAUAAAUAAAUCUUUAAAAAAAAAAUUUAGGAAGAAGGGCCUCCCUGGUGGUGCAGGGGUUAAAGACAGCAUUAUCAAGCUAUCACCAGCCACUGUGGCAUGAGUUCGAUCCCCAGCCAGGGAGCAACCCACAUGGCACGGCAGACCUCUCUUGCCUUGCCUGCUGUUCCCCUCAGCAGUGUAUUUCAGUAGAUCUGACUCUUCUGCUCCCACUCUCUCUGGUGAAUCCUCUCACUCCUCCCCUUACCCCCCUACACCUCUGGCUACCCAGUUCUUGUAUGCAUAAAUAAAUAAAUCUUUAAAAAAAAGAUUAUUUAUGCAUAUAAGAACUGGGGUACAGGCCAGAGUUUUGGGGAGUGGUGAGAGGAUUCAACAGAGACAGAGUGGAGAAUAGAACAGGCAGAUCGACUGAAACACACUGUUGAGGGGAGCAGCGGACGAGGCAGGAGAGGUCUGCUGCGCCAUGUGGGUCACCUCCCUGGGUGGGGAUCGAACUUGUGCUGUAGUGGCUGUGGUGAGCUUUGUAGGUUGUGUCUUAAUACCUUGUGCCACCAGGGAAGCCUCCUAAAUAAAUUUAAAAAAAAAAAAAAAAAGCUGGCCCUCCCCUGGUGGCGCAGCGGUUGAGCACUGGGCUGCAGCGCAGAUUCGUUCCCCCGCCGCCGGCGAGGGUCCCACAAAAAAAAAAAAAAAAAGAACUUAGAAAGAAGCUUUCUAUUUUCAAAGCAAUCCUUUUUUUUUUUUUAAGAGGCAUGUUUUAUUUAUUUGUUUAUUUGUUUGUUUGUUUAUACAUGCACUGGGUACAGUCAGAAGUGAGGGAGGGUGAGAGAAUUCACCAGAGCCAGAGAAGGGAGCAGAGCAGGCAGAAGGCCCGAAGUACACCGCUGAGGGGAGCAGCGGCGGCAGGAGAGGUCUGCGCGCCAUGUGGGACCCUCCUCCGGUGCCCGGGGAGCAGCCGGGGAUCGAACCGGCGCCGCAGAGGUCGCGGGCAGCUUCGCAACCCAGAGCUCAACGGCUGCGCCACCAGGGAGGCCAUCAGACCAAUCUUGUAUAUGAAAAUUAUAGAUAAGGAAAGUAGCUUUUUUAUUAUUUCAGUUAUUUUUUACCAAAACAUCCUUUGUAAUUGUAUAUUUAACUAAUUCAGCCUGUUCUUUCUCUUUACCAAGUCAAUAGUUUACAUAAAAAAAACUUUUCAUGGAAAGAGCUCCAUAUAACAGUAUAAUAAAACAGUAUGUACAGUCAACCAGGGCAGCCUAAAAAUGCCCUAUUUUUUUUUUUAAGAUUUAUUUAUUUAUACAAGAACUGGUGUACAGACUAGAUGCGCAGGAGGGUGAGAGGAUUCACUGGAGACAGAAUGGGGAACAGAACAAGCAGACUGAUGAAAUACACUACUGAGGGGAGCAGCGGGCGAGACAGGAGAGGUCUGCUUCCCCCUGUGGGAUUCUCGCCGCCCAGCUGGCAUCGAAUCGGCACUGCAGAGGCUGUGGACAGCCUCACAGUGCGGUGCUCAAUCGCCUGCGCCACAAGGAAGGCCCUUAAGGUGCCCUAUUUCUUACAGUACUGCAACACAGUAGAGGAGAGCAAAGUGUAUGUGGCAGCUCCUAAUGGAGACCUGCAAAGUUCAAGGGGUGACUUUUGAAGGCUCAUCAAAUAGAGCCACCAGGAGAACAAUGAAUUGCUAGAACAGGCCAUCCCAUUCUUAGCUUUUCUCAUUACUUGUUUAUAUCUCAGCCAAGGCAUAUAUCAUUUGUAGCUGCUGUGUUUGUGUAGAAUGCUGGCUUCAGAAAUGCCAACUAUAUCCUGAUUAGUACAGAUCUUAUAUAGAGAAAAACCAUGUGAGCUUAUUUUGCCACCUGCCUACAGUAGGAACAGCUGCUGCCACAGUGGUUUACUGGAGCCCAGUCAUCUUAGGUUCCUGAUGUUUUAUCUACUGUUGCUGCUGCCAUCACUGUAGCACCAGUUCAAUCCCCGGCCAGGGAGCUACCCACAUGGUGCAGCAGACCUCUCCUGUCUUGCCCAGGGUUCCCCUCAGCAGUGUAUUUCAGUCGGUCUGCCUGUUAUGUUCCCUAUUCUGACUCUGGUGAAUCCUCUCAGCCCCCAUACCUGUGGCCUGUACUCCAAUUCUUGUAUGUAUAAAUAAAUAAAUCUUUAAAAAAAGAGUAUAUAGGUGUUUAACCUAUUUUUGUUAAGUUGACUCUAAUCAGUGUUUCCUUUAAGAGUCGUGGAGAGAUUGGUAAUCUGGAACACAUUUCUGGAGGAUAAUAAAAAAAAUUUAAAAACCAGUUUGGCUACCUGAAUUUCUGAAGACUCUGAUGAUUCCAACAUUUCUCAAUCAUGUGAUGUAAUAUUGUUGGGAAACCAAUGAGUCAGAGAAUGAUUGUAGAGGGAGUGAAAGUGAGGCCAUAUUUGCGGGACAAGCCUCCUGAAAUUAUCUCCCCUGCCAGGAAUAGACAUGUUAAUUCUAUACUUUUAUUUAUCAUGACCACCCUCUUCAAAAUUUAUUUGGUUUAUGUGCCAACUCUUUUUA